This is a messenger RNA of Chelmon rostratus (copperband butterflyfish), 522 nucleotides long. RefSeq names its product transmembrane protein 88 (gene tmem88bl). The coding region runs from base 1 to 522 and encodes 173 amino acids. NCBI's taxonomy places the organism in Eukaryota, Metazoa, Chordata, Actinopteri, Chaetodontiformes, Chaetodontidae. Gene Ontology annotation, cellular component: plasma membrane. Gene Ontology annotation, molecular function: PDZ domain binding. The record is from RefSeq and is a predicted model, not a curated record. The transcript is spliced from 2 exons.
AUGUGUGGUAUGGACGUGGACCUGGACGAUGGCGGUUCAGGCGAGGAGGAGAAAGAGGAGGAGUUCUGGAUCGGGGAGGGAGUGAAGAUGCUCCCCCCUCCCGUGGCCCACAGCGGGGGCAGCGCGUGGGGCAGCCGCAGAGGCAGGUGCGGCUGCGUGGCCUGCGGGGCAGCGCUCAUCCUCUGGAACCUGUGUGUCGUCUUAGCCAGCGCUCUGCUCCUGGCGGUGGUCUUCUCUGUGGUGCUGCUGCCUGCAAUGCUGCUUCUGUACGUCGGUUUCCUCUGCCACUCCAGGGUCCUUGACGCCCCCUCUGCCAUCUGCCGUUACCUUGACGAUAACAGCUGCUCCGCCCUCAUCAUCCUGGGCUUCGUGAUGAUGUCGCCGCUCGUGGUCGUGGCGGCCGCCGUCUUCUGUGGCCUGCUCCGAAGGUUUCGACUCCUGCUUCUCAUUCAGCCAAUCACGCGAGCCUGGUACAGAGGGCAGCUGCUGGACUGGGUGGGCGAUAUCCACGCCUGGGUCUGA